CCUUUUCAACAAAAAGUAAAGGUCCAAAAUUCUUUCAACCCCACCCUCACUGUUACUCUCUUCUGUUAUCUUUUGUUUAUCCCCUCUCCAUAAAUACCAUGCACCUUCCAACAUUCAUAUUCCCUCUACCACUCCCUCCUAAUCCUCUCCUUCACUCUUUUUCUUCUCAGAAAAAGAGUGAUAAUAAUAUAUACAUACUAUACCAUAGUAGUAUUUUAUAAUAAUAAUAUAAUAUAGUACAAUAUCACAUAUUCUAUUUCAAUUGUUUUCUUGAUUCUCACUCAAUUCUAAUUUUACAACCCAAAAUGGGUCUAUUCUUAUGUAACAAACACUAUCCUCAACCCUUCUUAUGUUUCUUAAUCUUCCUCAUUUUCAACGUGGUUUCAGUUUCAGGAGCAACAUUUACAUUUACGAACAAGUGUGAUUACACAGUAUGGCCAGGAAUUUAUGGAAAACCGGAACUUGGAACAACCGGUUUCGAAUUAACAAAAGCAAUUACCAGAACGUUCCAAGCACCAACUGGUUGGUCCGGUAGAUUCUGGGGACGAACCGGUUGUCAAUUUGAUUCCACCGGUCACGGAACAUGCUCAACCGCCGAUUGUGGCUCCGGAGAAAUCUCCUGCAACGGCGCAACAGCUUCACCACCGGCAACACUCGCCGAAUUCACACUCGGAACCGGUUCAAUGGACUUCUACGAUGUUAGCCUCGUCGAUGGUUACAAUCUUCCGAUGAUGGUGACUACCAGCGGUGGUACAGGUUCGUGUGAGGUCACUGGCUGUAGCUCCGAUCUUAAUCUUAAGUGUCCGUCGGAAUUGAAGGUUGAAGGUGGUGGCGCGUGUAAUAGUGCUUGUGGCGCGUUUGGUAAACCGGAAUAUUGUUGUAAUGGCGCGUUUAGUAAUCCUGACACGUGUCAUCCUUCUGUGUAUUCUCAAAUGUUUAAAACUUCAUGUCCUAAAGCUUAUAGCUAUGCUUAUGAUGAUGCAAGUAGCACUUUUACUUGUUCUGGUGCUGAUUAUUCAAUCACAUUUUGUCCCACUUCUUCAUCAAGUCUGAAGUCUGCAGCAGAUCCAUCUACUAAUAAUACGAAGGGAACGGGUUUGGGUUCGGGUUCAAGGGGUGGCUCGGAGCAAUCGGAGCUGCCUAACGAUGCGUGGAUGGCUUAUAUGGCUACGGCUUCUGGGGGUUCUACUAUGGUUUCUUUGUUGGUGGUGGUGGUUGGUUUCAUGUUUAGUAUUUGUGGUUGUUUUGUGUUUCCUUCAUAGUGAUGUUUUGGUUGUAAUUUGUAUUCUUAUCUAAUUUUUAGAGAGAAUAGAAAUAGAAAUAUACGUACGGUUGGUAAAAUUACUAAAUUAGUACCGUAGUGUUUUAAAGAUUAUUCUAAUUGUUAGAGUAGUGUUUAAAGAAUAAGCAAUUCAAUUCAAUGAUUAAUUUGUUGCAUA
This is a messenger RNA of Trifolium pratense (red clover), 1439 nucleotides long. Its product is annotated as thaumatin-like protein 1. NCBI's taxonomy places the organism in Eukaryota, Viridiplantae, Streptophyta, Magnoliopsida, Fabales, Fabaceae. The record is from RefSeq and is a predicted model, not a curated record. Gene Ontology annotation, biological process: defense response. The transcript is spliced from 3 exons. Gene Ontology annotation, cellular component: extracellular region. Bases 306 to 1262 code for a protein of 318 amino acids.